UACAGUCGACAUUACCGCUUUAGAUUGAUAACAUGAAUGCUAGGCACCACGAACCUCAGGCGAAAUGCUUUUCCUCACGGUGGAGUUUUUGCAGCACACACCGUAGACACAAUUCCGUGUAACCCUGCCGAGAUGGCUUUACGUUAAUAAACUGAAUAACUAAAAGACCAAGUCGUCUGUUUGAUCUAAGCCGGUGAGGAGAGGGGAAAUGACCCAGCUGAGUGUCCGCCGCUGGACGCCAAAGCACGUUGCUAAGUGGUUGAGAGACGAAGGGUUCUGCGACUAUGUGGAUCUACUGUGCUACAAGCACCGCUUGGACGGAUCCAGCCUGCUGGCCCUCAGCGAGUACGACCUCCGCUCGCCGCCGCUGGAGCUCAAGGUGCUGGGAGACAUCAAAAGGCUGAUGGUGUCCAUCCGCAAGUUGCAGAAACAGAACCUGGACCUGCUGGAUGAGCUCGGCGUUCCCUUCGAGGGGCUUUCUCCGUCAGGUUCUGGGGGCACCUUGGACUGGUUGUGCAACGGAGACUCAAGCAGGGACUCUGACGGCACCGACACGGCUCCGGUGGGAGAGGAGUACCAGCAGUACACCAACGGCAAAUACAAGCAGCAGAUGAGGCGCCUGGAUCCUGAGUACUGGAAAACGGUGCUCAGCUCGGUGUACGUGGUGUUUGUGUUCGGGUUCACAUCCUUCGUCAUGGUCAUAGUGCACGAACGCGUGCCUGACAUGCGCACAUACCCUCCACUGCCAGAUAUUUUUCUCGACAGCGUUCCCCGAAUCCCCUGGGCUUUUGCCAUGGCUGAGGCGUGUGGGGUGAUCCUCUGUAACAUCUGGCUGCUGGUUCUGCUGCUGCAUAAACACAGGUCCAUCCUUUUGCGGCGCUUGUGCAGCCUGAUGGGCACCGUGUUUAUGCUGCGUUGCAUCACCAUGUUUGUCACCUCGCUGUCAGUGCCGGGACAGCACCUGCAGUGUUCUGGGAAGAUGUAUGGGGACCUGUGGGCCAAACUGCAGCGGGCUGUGGCCAUCUGGAGUGGCUUUGGGAUGACUCUGACCGGAGUGCACACGUGUGGCGACUACAUGUUCAGCGGCCACACUGUCGUUCUCACCAUGCUUAACUUUUUUGUGACAGAAUACACUCCCCGGAGCUGGAACUUCAUUCACACCCUGUCCUGGGUCCUCAACCUCUUUGGUAUUUUCUUCAUCUUGGCCGCACACGAACACUACUCCAUUGACGUGUUCAUAGCCUUCUACAUCACUACCAGACUCUUUCUAUACUACCACACUCUGGCCAACACCCGCGCCUACCAGCAGAGUCGGCGAGCCCGCAUCUGGUUCCCCAUGUUCUCCUUCUUUGAGUGCAACGUUAACGGACCCGUGCCUAACGAGUACUGCUGGCCCUUCUCCAGACCUGCUAUGAUGAGGAGGCUCAUAGGGUAGCGGACAGUUUUUUUUCAGCUUUUUUCAAGUUGACAACUAGAAUCUUUAUCGACACAGACAGCAGACAUCUGUCACCUUUUUUUAAAUUUUAUCUGCAAAACUCUUCUACAAAAGUCAUCAUGUUCCGAUCAGUUUUUUGUUACUUCAAAGGGAUAUUGUUUAUUUUAGCACAGAUAGCGUUGUUGUAGUACCUUCUGACCUGCUCUUCAUCGUUGCCUAAAGUUUUCAGCUUUUAGUUCAUCAUUUGGAUGGACAGUAAAGUUGUCUUUCCUCCUUUUGCUCUAAAAUAAUUUCCUUUAAAAAAAAGCCACAUUUUCAACUAUAAAUGUGCAUCAAGCCAUUUAAUAAAUGGUUUUCUGCGUUUAAAAUGACAUAGCGCAAAGGAUUUUUUUAAUGUUUAGUUGGAGGAAGAGCAAACCGUCGGGGUCGUGUGCAGAUCGUUAUGAUUAUGGUCUAGAAAAAUGCUUUCAGGAUGAGUUCAGUUUUAGCCAAAAUACUUUUCCAUCUGUCUUAAAUUCCAUUUGCCAAUAACUCAGUCUUCGGAUGAUCGACUCUUCAGUUUUUUUUCCCAUGUUGGAUGUGUGUAUUUUUAUUUUUAAGUAAAAGAGAUGAUUUCCUCCUUUGUGAAUGAUCAGAAAUAGAACAAAAAGGAGCUUUCCCUUAUUCUAAUUUUGUGACAUAAAUCUGCACUAAGCUGAUCUCUAAAUGUACUUUGUUUGUAUUUAUUUUCUUUUAUAUAUAUCAACAGUUAUUUUUGUAUUCCCCUAUACAGAGUUAUGGCAACAUGCACAUGGAGAAAAAAAAUGUUUACAGUUGCUCUAAACUAUGUAUUUGCAAAAUACUGUGAUGUGCUAUUUUGAUGUUUAUUUCAGUGGGUGACAUUGUGAAAUGAAGCGUCAGUUUGGCCGUUGUGGCAUUUGGGAGGGCUCUUCAUUUCCAAAUGAAAUUGACAGGCUGCUGUUUUUCUUUUAACACAGGAGGUGUUUUAUGCCACACGUUCUUGUUUCUUGUCCAACAUUUUCAUCAUUAAAAAGCUGAAAAAGCU
Oryzias latipes (Japanese medaka) is the source of this 2480-nucleotide messenger RNA. RefSeq names its product sterile alpha motif domain containing 8b (gene samd8b). Lineage: Eukaryota; Metazoa; Chordata; Actinopteri; Beloniformes; Adrianichthyidae. Gene Ontology annotation, cellular component: endoplasmic reticulum membrane; plasma membrane; Golgi membrane. The record is from RefSeq and is a predicted model, not a curated record. Gene Ontology annotation, molecular function: sphingomyelin synthase activity; ceramide cholinephosphotransferase activity; protein binding. Gene Ontology annotation, biological process: ceramide biosynthetic process.